Molecule: messenger RNA, 363 nt
Organism: Iphiclides podalirius (scarce swallowtail)
Lineage: Eukaryota; Metazoa; Arthropoda; Insecta; Lepidoptera; Papilionidae
Source: the annotation of a GenBank genome assembly
AUGGAGGAUUUAAAAGCCGGUCAAAAUCUUAAUGUUUUCCUCCUUGGCGGAGUUACAAUUUUAUUAUGUUUUAUAUUACACUUUGUUUAUAAAACUAUCUUCAGCAACAACAACAGAGAAGCAUCGCUUACUACAGAGAGCGAUUCAGGGGCUCAAGUAGAGAAAGCUGUCUCUGAAGCGGUUGCCGUCGAGAGCCGUCCUGCUGGCAAGAGCAAAAAGCGCGCACCAUGGAAAGGAAAGACGGAGUUCAGCCACCCGUGGCUCCUCAAGAAUCUCAAGGGUCACCCCGGCACCGUUCUGCACAUGGAUUUCUCUUCGAACGGCAAAUUCAUGGCCGCCGCCUGCGAUGCUUCCUUCGUAGCU